Messenger RNA from Diospyros lotus (date-plum), 2674 nucleotides. RefSeq names its product multisubstrate pseudouridine synthase 7. The coding region runs from base 63 to 2219 and encodes 718 amino acids. The transcript is spliced from 21 exons. Lineage: Eukaryota; Viridiplantae; Streptophyta; Magnoliopsida; Ericales; Ebenaceae. Gene Ontology annotation, cellular component: nucleus. Gene Ontology annotation, molecular function: RNA binding; pseudouridine synthase activity. The record is from RefSeq and is a predicted model, not a curated record. Gene Ontology annotation, biological process: pseudouridine synthesis.
CAAAACCCUAUUUAAAAUGCGGCUCUCCCGGCACUCGAAACACUAUCAGGCUCUUGGCGCUGAUGAAACCCUACUGCUUCUCGUCCGUUACCUCCACUGCCAAGGAACAAACCUUUGCUCGAAUCGGGGCCAUGAAAACCCUAGACGAAGUAGACGUUGGCAUCGUCUGCUACAUCUCUCAACUUCCUGGCUUCCGCGGUGUUCUCAAGCAACGGUAUUCGGAUUUCAUUGUAAAUGAAGUAGAUUUCGAUGGAAAUGUUGUUCACUUAACUAACUUAGAUGCGCCAUCAGAGUUUGUGGAGGAAAAAAACAUAUUGACGGUGGAUCAACUGAAUAAAGGUUAUGACAUGGAACUUGAAUCAUUUAAAUCUCUUGCUGGAGACUCUGAUGCCGAAGGUCUCAAAGCUUUUAUACAUCAAAUUAGUACCGGGUCUGAAGAUGGUCUCCCACCAAUUAUUCUUUCGCCUAGUUCUGAUAAAUCCCAUCGAACGGCAGUGCAUAAAUUUUUCAAGGAGCAUUUCAAAUUCCUUGUUACUGAUACAGUAGAUGGGCCAGACCCCUCAUCAAAAUGCAUUCGUGUUUGGUUGGAUGCACGUUGGAAUGGUGACAGAAGCAGAAACAUCAAGAAACGUAAAGAUAGAGGCCAUAAGCCUUAUGAUAAUAGAGGUUCAGAUGAUUGGCCUGAUCAUCUUGAUAAGUUUCUUAGGUUCCACCUUUACAAGGAGAAUAAGGAUACUCAGGAGGCACUGGGACUGAUUGGAAAGAUGCUAGGUGUUCAGCCUAGGUCAUUUGGAUUUGCUGGUACAAAGGAUAAGCGUGCUGUAUCUACACAAAGGGUUACUGUAUUCAAGCAACGUGCAAGUCGCUUAGCUGCUCUUAAUGAAAGGUUGAUUGGCAUUAAAGUUGGUGACUUUUGCUAUGUAAGUGAAGGACUUCUCCUUGGGCAGCUUUAUGGAAAUCGAUUCACAGUUACACUCAGGGGUGUUGUUGCAGAUUCUGAGGAUAUCAUUAAAGCAUCUGCGGAUGCCUUAGGAAAGCAUGGAUUUAUUAACUACUUUGGCCUACAGAGGUUUGGAAGCGGUUCAGUGCCAACUCACCUCAUUGGAGCUGCAUUACUUAGAGGAGAGUGGAAAACUGCAGUGAACAUGAUUCUUGAUCCAAGAGAAGGGGAAAAGGAUUCCAUAAGGAAGGUGCGGGAAUACUAUAAAGAAAGUAGUGAUGUUGAUAGGACCUUGAAGCAAUUGCCUCGCCAUUUGGUGGCUGAAAGGGCUAUUCUUCAAUGCCUGAAGAAAUGUCCUGGAAACUACUUACAAGCUCUAAAGGCUAUACCUAGGACCCUUAGAAUGAUGUAUGUUCAUAGUUACCAAAGCUACUUAUGGAACCAUGCAGCAAGUGUUAGAGUGCAAAAAUACGGGAUCGACCAAGUAGUUUUGGGAGAUUUGGUAUACUGUAAAGGAGAACUUACUGAAAAAGCAACACCAAUUGGCAGUUCUGAAUGUGAAGAAGAUAUCUAUAAUGAUACAGAUACAGAUAUGUGUAAUCAACUAGAUGAUAUUUCUAAAACAGUUCUUCCUGAAGGGAAAAAAAACUCAAUAAAGGCGAUAGAUGAAGUUGACUUAGCCACUGGAAAUUAUACUAUUGAGGAUGUUAUCCUUCCUCUGCCUGGUUCAAGAGUUAUUUAUCCAUCCAAUGAUUCUGGCAAUAUUUGUCAUGAUUUAGCACAAAAGGAUGCCAUUAGCUUGACAAGGGGUGUACACAGUGUCAAGGAGUUCUCAAUAACCAAUAUGACUGGAGGUUAUAGGCGGGUAUUUCAGAAACCAAAGGACUUGGAUUGGGAACUGAUCACAUAUACAGAUGGUAACCUACCAGUGGCAGAGACAGAUUUAGACAUUAUUGCAAAGUCAAGACCUGCAACUUCAGGUGGAAAAGGGGAAUUGACUAGUGAAAAUGGAGACAUAAAACUUCCUUCUAUCUGCAUCAGUCAGCAGGAGAAUUCAGAAAAUGCUACCAUGCAUUUGGCACAUAGUGAAGAGGCAGAAGAUGACAGAGUGGCAGAGGUGUCACAGCCACAGCCUGAAGCUCACUCAGAUGCUCAUGAACCUAAGGUGGCCCUGAAGUUGAGCUUUACUCUUCCUGCUUCUUGUUACGCUACAAUGGCCAUAAGGGAACUGCUUAAAACGUCAACUUCUGUUGCGUUUCACAAGACCUUGAACCAGUAACAUGAACGGAGAUUUGGAGUGCAUAGAGGAUUUCAGUAUUUUUGUAGAACAAGAAGCAAAAUCGGCCAGAAGGCAGUAUGCAUUGACUAAGCGGAAGCACAUUGUAAAAUUUUGUCACCAAAUGGCUUUUCAAUGGGAGUAGAUUAUAUUUGAUGGGACAGAGACGAAGGAUAACGAAACUGAGCCUCUUCUGUGAAUUCUGGUUUUACUUCCCUGUUCUUGUGCAUGUAUGUUGUAAUUCUAUCAUAAAUAAUCUUGAAAAGUUUAUUUUAUCACAAUUUUUGUUAAGAGUCGAGUUCUCUUCAAGAGGGUUAGGUAGAAAACUUAGUAAACUGACUGCAUUUCUUCUGCUUUACAGCCGCCGGCUGUCUGAUAUUUUGUAACUGUAAUUUUAUUUGUUUAGUUUUGUUCACUCCCUAUUGAUAUAAAAUCCGUUAUUUUAUUUUGUAUAAAAA